AUGUCCGGUGAGACGCAAGACCUCUACCGUCUUCUAAGAAAAGGCCUGCUUGAGGAGAACCGCGAACCACUCAGCUCCCAGGGCGGCGACGAAGCCGACGGAAGGAUUCCCCCCGCAUCGGUCACCUCGCUGAUUUCGCACAACAGCGGGCCAGGAAUAGACGAACUUGUGACUUGGUAG
Messenger RNA from Parastagonospora nodorum SN15, 180 nucleotides. RefSeq lists its product as hypothetical. The transcript has 2 exons. Lineage: Eukaryota; Fungi; Ascomycota; Dothideomycetes; Pleosporales; Phaeosphaeriaceae. Bases 1 to 180 code for a protein of 59 amino acids. The record is from RefSeq and is a predicted model, not a curated record.